Chrysochloris asiatica (Cape golden mole) is the source of this 2178-nucleotide messenger RNA. It is a transcript of the gene ACOX3, whose product is annotated as acyl-CoA oxidase 3, pristanoyl. Lineage: Eukaryota; Metazoa; Chordata; Mammalia; Afrosoricida; Chrysochloridae. Gene Ontology annotation, cellular component: peroxisome. The transcript is spliced from 19 exons. Gene Ontology annotation, molecular function: pristanoyl-CoA oxidase activity; FAD binding; fatty acid binding. Gene Ontology annotation, biological process: fatty acid beta-oxidation using acyl-CoA oxidase; lipid homeostasis. The record is from RefSeq and is a predicted model, not a curated record. The coding region runs from base 1 to 2178 and encodes 725 amino acids.
AUGGAGUCCCCCCUGGAAGAAAAGGAUGAGGCUCUGCUGCCGGACUUCCCCAAAGGACCCUUGCAGACCUACCGGGCCAGGGCGUCCUUCAGCUGGAAGGAGUUGCUGCUGUUCCUGGAAGGAGAAGACAUAAUCCGCUUGAAGAGAACCAUCUUCUCGACUCUGGAGAACGACCCUCUCUUUGCCCGGUGCUGCCGAGGGGACAUAGCUGUGGACAAGUACCGUGAACUGAGCUUCCUGCGGUGCAAACGCUUUUUGGAGUACAGAUUCGUGAGGGUGAAGGACUUCCUCCAGGCACCUGUGAAAGUCUCCGUGCUCAUUGAGUGCAUGGGCAUGUACGACUGGUCUGUGGGUAUCAAGUACAUCCUGAACAUGUUGGUUUUCACCUUGACUGUCUUCAGUUUGGGUUCUGAAAGGCACUUCGAGUACAUCCAGAAGAUCUUCAAAAUGGAGAUUUUCGGAUGCUUUGCUCUGACGGAACUCAGUCAUGGGAGUAACAGCAAGGCCAUCCGGACUACAGCUCACUACGAUCCCAGCUCCGAGGAAUUCAUCAUAAAUUCCCCUGAUUUCGAAGCCUCCAAAUUCUGGGUUGGCAACAUGGGGAAGACUGCGACUCACGCUGUUGUGUUUGCUCAGCUGUACAUGCCAGGCGGCCAGUGCCACGGACUACACGCCUUCGUGGUGCAGAUCCGGGACCCCAAGACCCUGCUCUCCAUGCCCGGGGUCAUGGUUGGCGACAUCGGCAGGAAGCUCGGGCAGAACGGGUUGGAUAAUGGCUUCGCCAUGUUCCACCAUGUGCGGGUCCCUCGACAGGCCCUCCUGAACCGCACCGGAGAUGUCACCCCCGACGGCUCCUACGUCACGCCAUUUAAGGACAACAGGCAGCGCUUCGGGGCCUCCCUGGACAGCUUGUCUGCUGGCCGUGUAAGUAUCAUGAGUAUGUCCACGGUCAACUUGAAGCUGGCUGUGUGCAUCGCCAUCCGGUUCUCGGCCACACGGCGCCAGUUUGGACCCACCAACAUGGAGGAGAUCCCCGUGCUCGAGUACCAGAUGCAGCAAUGGCGGCUGCUCCCAUACCUGGCGGCUGUCUUUGCCUUGAGCCACUUCUCCAAGUGUCUCUUCAUUAACCUGUUGGAGUUCUAUCAAGGCAUGCAGAGUCAGGGGCGGAGUGCUCAGCAGGCAGCGCUUGGACGCGAGAUCCACGCCUUGGCCUCUGCCGGCAAGCCCCUGACCUCGUGGACGGCCCAGCGAGGGGUCCAGGAGUGCAGGGAGGCUUGUGGAGGACACGGCUAUCUAGCUGUGAACCGCCUGGGUGACCUUCGGGACGAUAACGACCCAAACUGCACGUACGAAGGGGACAACAAUGUCCUGCUACAGCAGACCAGCAACUUCCUGCUCAGCCUCCUGGCAGAAAAAGCCCAAGGUGGAGCUCGAGCUGAAAGCCCUUUGAAGAUCACGGGCUUCCUGGAUGCAUAUCCCGACAUUCUCAGCCAGAAGUUCAGCGCCCCCAGUGCAGGGAAUGCCUGGGCCCCUGAGGAGGUCCUUGACCACAGCUACACCCUGGCAGCAUACAGGUGGCUGGUGUGUUACCUACUGCGAGAGAGUGACCGGAAGUUGAAUCAGGAGAAGCAGGCGGGAAGCAGUGACUUUGAUGCCAGGAACAACUCUCAGGUGUACCACUGCCACUCCCUGGCCCUGGCCUUCAUGGAGCUCACAGUGGCCCAGCGGUUCCAUGACUUCACACGGCACGCCAGUGUGCCCCCCUCGCUGCGCGACGUGCUGGGCCGGCUCAGCGCACUCUACUCCGUGUGGUCCCUGAGCCAACAUGUAGCUACUCUGUACCAAGGUGGCUACUUCUCUGGGGAGCAGGCGGGGAAGAUGGUCAAGGCCACCAUCUUGGAUCUGUGUUCCCAGUUGAAAGACGAUGCCGUGGCCCUGGUGGACGUGCUGGCCCCUUCUGACUUUUUCCUGGACUCGCCGAUUGGCAAGGCUGAUGGCCAGCUUUACCAGAACCUCUGGGCUGCCGUACUUCAGGGGAACCAGGUGCUCGAGAGACCAUCAUGGUGGCCCAAGUUUUCCUGUGAGAAACUUGAGUUCAGGAGCCUGAAGCCAAAGCUAGCCCAGCUCUGCCCCAUCUCUCCCUACCUGCGUGAGGUGGACCCCACCUGGCCCAAGUAG